GCAGGGUUCAGUGUUUUUCUGCUCACCAACAGGCACUGAGAUUCACCUUUCUGCUCUGAGAGAAAACUGGACUAAAUCACAACUCACACUGAGAAGAGAGAGAUACUGCCUUUAUAACUACAGGAGGAUAUACUGUCAUUUACAGAGACUUUAACUCACUGCUGACUGAAUCAGAGUAAGUUUUAAACACUUUGACACCAAAGUGAAAGUAAACUUCAGACUACAGCAGGAGAGUGUGACUGGGUGAGAAAAUGGCGUCCAGCUCGUCUCUCCCAGAGGAGGAUCUCUCCUGUCCUGUGUGCUGUGACAUCUUUAACGAUCCUGUCCUCCUGUCAUGUAGCCACAGCUUCUGUAAGGACUGCCUGCAGCAAUACUGGAAGCAGAAUGAAUCACGGGAAUGUCCACUCUCUAGGAGAAGAUCUUCUAAAGAAAAGCCACCAUGUAACUUGGCUCUGAAGAACCUGUGUGAGUCCUUCUUACAGGAGAGACGUCAGAGAGCUUCAGCAGGGUCUGAGGUGCUCUGCAGUGUGCACAGUGAGAAACUCAAGCUCUACUGUCUGGAGGAUAAACCGCCAGUGUGUUCGGUGUAUCGGGACUCUAAACUACACUUCAACCACAGAUUCAGACCCAUUGAUGAAGCUGCACAGGAUCACAAGGAGGAACUCCAGCCUGCUCUGAAGUCCUUACAGGAGAAGCUGAAGUUCUUUCACAAAGUUAAACAAACCUGUCAUCAAACAGCAGAGCACAUUAAAAUCCAGACCCGGCAAACAGAGAGGCAGAUUAAGGAGGAGUUUAAGAAGCUUCACAAGUUUCUACAAGAGGAAGAAGAGGCCAGGAUAGAUUCACUGAGGAAGGAGGAGAAGCAGAAGAGUCAGAUGAUGAAGGAGAAGAUUGAGGGGCUGAGCAGAGAGAUAUCAACACUUUCACACACAAUCAGAGCCAUAGAGGAGGAGCUGAGGGCUGAAGACAUCUCAUUCCUGCAGAAUUACAAAGACACAGUGAAAAGAGCCCAGUCCACUCUGCCGGAUCCACAGCUGGUCUCAGGAGCGCUGAUAGACGUGGCAAAACACCUGGGCAACAUAACCUUCAGAGUCUGGGAGACGAUUGUGACAUACACUCCUGUGACUCUGGACCCCAACACUUCCCACCCACACCUCAUCCUGUCUGAAGAUCUGACCAGUGUGACAUACAGUCAGGAGAGACAGCAGCUUCCUGACAACCCAGAGAGGUUUGAUUUUAAUGUGUUGAUCCUGGGCUCUGAGGGCUUUAACUCAGGGACACACAGAUGGGAUGUUGAGGUUGGAGAUAGUACACACUGGUCACUGGGUGUGUUAACAGAGUCUGUCCAGAGGAAGGGAGUCUUAUGGGGUGGAUACUGGGGAAUCAGGUUCUACCAUGGUGAAUACACAGCAAUAUCCUCACCAGGUCCAGUCACCGUUCUCACAGUGAGACAGAAACUCCAGAGGAUCAGAGUACAGCUAGAUUGGGACAGUGGUAAGCUGUCAUUCUCUGACCCUGAUAGAAAUACACUCCUACACACAAUCGCACACACCUUCACUGAGAGAGUGGUUCCAUUCAUUUGUAAUCGCUGCACUCUCCACCCUCUGAGGAUCUUACCAGUGAAGGCCUCUGUAACAGUAGAACAGCACAGUCAUUAGAGCUUGUACCAGCUCUACCUAUAAUGAUUUUUGACUAAGGAAAGUAAGGAUAUCCAGGUUCAUGUUUCCAUGGAAACUAGGCUUAUUGUUUACACGGGCACCUACAGUAUCUCUUACUGUUUGAAGUAGCGAAGUCAUGAUCUCUUGCAAUGUAUUAUACUGUAUUAUACUUAUCAUGUGUUAUUCUUAUUAAACACACUUGUUCCACUAGUACACCAGCACUUAAGAUUGAUUGCUGGAUCAGAUGUUGGCUUGCUCUUGUUGGUUAGUUGUAAUUGAUUUAACUAUUUGUACUGGCUGUGAAUUAUAUUAUAGUUGCUUGCUUUCUCCUGGUACACUCUAGCACUCUCGAGGAUCAUGUUGUUUAAUUGUAAUUCAUGUAUCUACAUGCUCUUCUGGUUCUAUUUCAGUUUGAAUACCCACUGAACUUGUGCACACUUGGCUUUUAGCGUACUAAAUUACUCUCCCCAAAAUAUGAUGUGACUCAUAAUGAUUGUAGAUGUUAUUAAUUAUACAUGUUAUUAAUUAUACAUUGCGGGUGCUAGUAUAAAAAAAUGAAUUACUGCUCAGUCAUAUGACUCGGGGAGUCA
Molecule: messenger RNA, 2248 nt
Organism: Hypomesus transpacificus
Lineage: Eukaryota; Metazoa; Chordata; Actinopteri; Osmeriformes; Osmeridae
Product: nuclear factor 7, ovary-like
Exons: 7
Coding region: 252-1658 (468 amino acids)
Molecular function (GO): protein binding; zinc ion binding
Source: RefSeq, a predicted model, not a curated record